Daphnia carinata is the source of this 2036-nucleotide messenger RNA. Its product is annotated as uridine-cytidine kinase-like 1. NCBI's taxonomy places the organism in Eukaryota, Metazoa, Arthropoda, Branchiopoda, Diplostraca, Daphniidae. Bases 139 to 1812 code for a protein of 557 amino acids. The transcript has 13 exons. Gene Ontology annotation, cellular component: cytoplasm. The record is from RefSeq and is a predicted model, not a curated record. Gene Ontology annotation, molecular function: ATP binding; kinase activity.
UUUUUUUUUAUAUUCAAGAGGUAAGCGCGUGCAAAUAUCGAUCCGUCUCGUCCAAGUUCGAGAAGUUUUUAAACAAAUUUGAAAAGAUUUUAUAACGCCUACUUAAGUGAUUGGGGAACUUUUAAGCCGGACCAAGAGAUGGCUGGGAGGUUUUACGACCCUCCGAGUUCUGCCAGUUCAGAAAGUGAUGGUGGUGAUGAAUGGCCAUUUAGCGAUUCAGGCAUGGAUAACAUCACUGAAUCUGACACUCCAAGGAAUGAAGGUGAAGCACCACUGUCACCUCAAUUUCCACCUAGACCUCCUUCUGAAGGCUCUCAACCAAAAUCUCCUAGAUCUAGAAGACAAAGAACUUUAUCACAGAGCGCUGCUGCCAAAGCAGCUGUAACAACAACUAACCAGGACUUUAUUUUGAGGACAAAGGAACAAAAAACAUUUUACACUGCUGGCAGGCCUCCGUGGUAUAAUUUCUCUGGACAACAUGUUGAACCUUUUGUUAUUGGAAUUUGCGGUGGAAGCGCCUCGGGCAAAACGACCGUGACAAAUAAAAUAAUCGAAUCGUUGGGACAUCCUUGGGUAACUUUACUGAGUAUGGACUCGUUCUACAAGGUUUUGACAGAAAAGCAGCACCAGCAAGCAUCUAAAAACGAAUACAACUUCGAUCACCCAGACUCUUUCGAUUUCGAGCUCUUAUGGAAAACUUUGCAUCGUCUAAAACACUUUAAAAGCGUUGAAGUUCCAAUCUACAAUUUCAUUACCCACAGCCGAGAAACCAAAACGAAAACCAUGUAUGGUGCUAAUGUGAUUAUAUUUGAGGGCAUUUUGACGUUUUACAACCAGGAAAUUUGUUCCCUGCUGGACAUGAAAGUAUUUGUUGAUACCGAUUCGGAUAUUCGAUUGGCACGGCGGUUAAGGCGUGAUAUCUCUCAGCGAGGACGUGAACUUGAAGGAGUGUUGAAACAGUAUAGCUCAUUUGUCAAACCGUCUUUCGAGCACUAUAUUGCACCUUUGAUGGCACACGCCGACAUUAUCGUACCGCGAGGUGGUGAUAAUGAAGUUGCAAUAAGCCUUAUUGUGCAGCAUGUUCAGACACAACUGCAGUUGAGAGGUUUCAAGCUAAGGCCCAUCCUGGCCAGUGCCCAAGUGGAUCAACCACUGCCAAAUUCUCUUCACAUUCUGCCCUUAACUCCGCAAGUCAAGGGCUUGCAUACAUUCAUUCGUAAUAAAGACACUCCACGUGAUGAAUUCAUCUUCUAUUCCCGCCGGCUUAUUCGAUUGACCAUUGAGUUUGCUCUGUCUUUAUUGCCAUUUAAGGACACCGUGGUAGAAACUCCACAGGGAGUGCUAUAUCAAGGGAAACGCAUAGCUACGGAUAAAAUAGUUGGAGUCUCCGUUUUGCGAGCCGGCGAAACUAUGGAACAAGCACUUUCAGAAGUUUGCAAAGACGUCCGCAUCGGGAAAAUUCUUAUUCAGAACAACAUCGAAACAGGGGAACCUGAGUUAUACUAUCUUCGUCUUCCUCGUGACAUUAAAGACUAUCUAGUCAUACUAAUGGACGCUACCGUGGCGACGGGAGCUGCGGCCAUGAUGGCUAUCCGAGUACUCCUUGAUCACGACGUCCCAGAGGAAAAUAUUCUAGUCGCUUCCCUACUGAUGGCGGCCUCCGGUGUACAUACGAUUGCCUACGCUUUUCCAAAAGUUCGAAUUGUUUCUUCAGCAGUAGACCCAGAGAUAAAUGAGAAAUUUUUCGUCAAACCUGGCAUUGGUAAUUUUGGUGACCGAUACUUCGGCACAGAACCACCUAAUGAAGCAUAAAAAAUUUCUGGCCAUGGACUUGGAUAAAUCUCUAGCCUACCUUUGUCAUUGAUUGCCCUCUAUAUGGUGCAAGAGACCUACUCAGUACUUAUAAUUUCCUUCUCUUAUUAAAAAAUUGUGAUUUAAAAGAAAUCUUACAGAUUAAAAUCUGGACCAAACAGUCACGAAAGACUUGAUUUUGUCUUUUCUUAUUGUUUUCAAUCAGUCAAAUCUGGUGUUUUUUU